GUGGAAUACGUGUUUUUGGUUCGUCAUAAAUCCGCUUGGGUCCAAGUUGAGGACUGUCAUAAAUCCGAACCGUGCCGUUAGUGUUUUUGCGUCUUCCUCUAUAAACCAACUCUUUUCAGUGAUUCAUCUGCGGAGAGAAACAUAUAGCAAAAUAGCAAAUGGAUAACACAGAAGCUGAGGCAAAGCAGCCCAAGGGAGAUCAACAACAAGGAGAUGAAGAAGAGGGGCCGCCGCCAGGAUGGCAAUCUAUUCCUCCUCAAGCUUCUGCUCCGCAACAGCCGCUGCACCUGUCAUCUGAAAUGGCUCAAAUGGUUUGUGGUUCGUGCCGCCAACUGCUUUCAUAUCCACGAGGAACCUUGCUAGCUAAAUGUUCAUGCUGUGAAACUGUCAACUUUGUACUUGAAGCUCAUCAGGUUGGAGUGGUUAAGUGUGACAGUUGUACAGUGUUGCUGAUGUACCCCUAUGGAGCUCCAUCAGUAAAGUGUUCCUCUUGCCAUUUUGUGACAGAAAUUGGGGAACACAAUAGACGCCCUCCGUGGUCUGUUCAACAGGGGCAACCGACCCCUCCCAACGUUGUUCAUUAAACUGCCAAUACAUGUCUAGUCUGUUGAUCCUUGACUACCUUUUUCUUAUCUGAUGUUUAGUUGAAUUAUCAAUGUAUAGAAAUUAAUACAGUAUUUUGUCCUAAUGAA
Durio zibethinus is the source of this 692-nucleotide messenger RNA. It is a transcript of the gene LOL2, whose product is annotated as lsd one like 2. Lineage: Eukaryota; Viridiplantae; Streptophyta; Magnoliopsida; Malvales; Malvaceae. The record is from RefSeq and is a predicted model, not a curated record.